CCGCCUCCAGCGAAGCGCUGCCUCCGCGGAGGGGAGGGCGCCCGCGGCCCCGCGCGCGGCUCAGCGUCACGGCGGCGGCUCCUCCGCGGACCCUGGUCCUCGCCGCGGCGAGAAGCAGCCGGCCCCGGGCCGCUAGAGCCCUGCUCGGCGCCCCGCGCGCCUCCCUGCCGCUCCCGCCUCGGGCCGGCCGCGGCGCCGGGAGCCCGAGCGAUGCUGCGCCGCCCUGCGCCCGCGCUGGCCCCGGCCGCCUGGCUGCUGCUGGCCGGGCUGCUGUGCGGCGGCGGGGUCUGGGCCGCGCGAGCUAACAAGCACAAGCCGUGGCUUGAGCCUACCUAUCACGGCAUCGUGACCGAGAAUGACAACACAGUGCUGCUGGACCCCCCGCUGAUUGCCCUGGACAAAGACGCCCCUCUGCGCUUCGCAGAGAGUUUUGAGGUGACAGUCACCAAAGAAGGUGAGAUCUGUGGAUUUAAAAUUCAUGGGCAGAAUGUGCCCUUUGAGGCAGUGGUGGUGGAUAAAUCCACUGGCGAGGGAAUCAUUCGCUCCAAAGAGAAACUGGACUGUGAACUGCAGAAAGACUACACAUUCACCAUCCAGGCCUACGACUGUGGGAAGGGGCCCGACGGGGCCACCGUGAAGAAGUCUCAUAAAGCAACUGUCCAUAUUCAGGUGAACGAUGUGAACGAGUACGCACCUGUGUUCAAGGAGAAGUCAUACAAAGCGACGGUCGUCGAGGGGAAACGGUACGACAGCAUCGUGAGGGUGGAGGCUGUGGAUGCAGACUGCUCCCCUCAGUUCAGCCAGAUUUGCAGCUAUGAAAUCGUCACUCCAGAUGUGCCGUUCACAGUCGACAAAGAUGGUUAUAUCAAAAACACGGAGAAGCUAAACUACGGGAAGGAGCACCAGUAUAAACUGACCGUCACGGCCUACGACUGCGGCAAGAAAAGAGCCACGGAAGAUGUUUUGGUUAAGGUCAGCAUUAAGCCCACCUGCACUCCUGGCUGGCAAGGAUGGAACAAGAAUAGGGUGGAGUAUGAGCCUGGCACGGGCGCCUUGGCCCUCUUCCCAAACGUCCACUUGGAGACGUGUGAUGAGUCAGUGACCUCGGUGCGGGCAACGGUGGAGCUAGAGACCAGCCACAUAGGGAAAGGCUGUGACCGCGACACCUACUCCGAGAAGUCCCUUCACCGGCUCUGUGGUGCUGUGUCUGGCACUGCCGAGCUGCUCCCUUCCCCAAGCAGCUCCUUGAACUGGACCGUCGGCCUCCCCACCGACAACGGCCAUGACAGCGACCAGGUCUUCGAGUUCAAUGGCACUCAAGCAGUCAGGAUCCCAGAUGGCGUCGUUUCUGUCAAUCCAAAAGAGCCUUUUACGAUCUCUGUAUGGAUGAGGCAUGGGCCCUUCGGCAGGAAGAAGGAGACGAUUCUUUGCAGUUCAGACAAAACAGAUAUGAACCGGCACCAUUAUUCACUGUUUGUCCACGGCUGUCGGCUUAUUUUCCUCCUCCGUCAGGAUCCUUCAGGAGAGAAGAAAUACAAACCUGCCGAAUUCCACUGGAAGUUGAAUCAGGUCUGCGAUGAGGAAUGGCACCACUAUGUCCUCAACGUGGAAAUCCCAAGGGCGACUCUCUACGUGGAUGGUAUUUCUCACGAGCCCUUCUCCGUGACUGAAGAUUAUCCGCUUCAUCCAUCCAGGAUCGAGACUCAGCUCGUGGUCGGGGCUUGCUGGCAAGAGUAUUCAGGAGUUGAAAAUGACAAUGAAACUGAGCCUGUGCCUGUGGCCUCUGCAGGUGGUGACCUGCACAUGACCCAGUUUUUCCGAGGUGAUCUGGCUGGCCUGACGAUCCGCUCUGGGAAACUGGCAGACAAGAAGGUGAUUGACUGCCUGUAUACCUGCAAAGAGGGCCUGGACCUGCAAGUCCCUGAAGAUAAUGGCAGAGGCGUGAAGAUCGAAGCCAACCCCAGCCAGUCGAUGUUGACCUUGGAGGGAGCAGAUGUGGGGGUGCUGGAGAAGGCCCUGCAGCACGUCGCCUACCUGAACUCCCGGCAGUUCCCCACGCCUGGGAUCCGGAGGCUCAAACUCAGCAGCACGGUGAAGUGUUUGAACGAGGCCGCCUGCAUCUCAGUGCCCCCGGUAGACGGCUACGUGAUGGUUUUGCAGCCGGAGGAGCCCAAGAUCAGCCUGAGUGGCGUCCACCAUUUUGCUCGAGCGGCUUCGGAAUUUGAAAGCUCGGAGGGGGUUUUCCUUUUCCCCGAGCUUCGGAUCAUCAGCACCAUCACGAGAGAAGUGGAGCCCGACGGGGAAAGGGACGAGGACCCCACAGUUCAAGAGUCCCUGGUGUCUGAGGAGAUCGUGCACGACCUGGAUACCUGCGAGGUCACGGUGGAGGGAGACGAGCUGAACCCAGAGCAGGAGGCCUUGGAGGUGGACCUGGCCCGCCUGCAGCACAGGGGCAUUGAAGUCAGCAGCUCCGACCUGGGCGUGAUCUUCACAGGUGUGGACACCAUGGCCAGCUACGAGGAGGUUUUGCACCUCCUGCGCUAUCGAAACUGGCACUCCAGGUCCUUGCUUGGCCGGAAGUUCAAGCUCAUCUGCUCUGAGCUGAAUGGACGCUACGUCAGUAACGAAUUUCAGGUGGAGGUGAAUGUGAUCCACACAGCCAACCCCAUGGAACACGCCAGCCACAUGGCCGCCCAGCCCCAGUUCGUUCACCCCGAGCAUCGCGCCUUCGUUGAUCUCUCGGGUCACAACCUGGCCAACCCUCACCCGUUCGCAGUUGUCCCCAGCACGGCCACCGUGGUGAUUGUGGUGUGUGUCAGCUUCUUGGUCUUCAUGAUUAUCCUGGGAGUGUUCCGGAUCCGGGCUGCCCAUCAGCGGGCCGUGCGGGACCAGGACACCGGCAAGGACAAUGAGAUGGAUUGGGACGAUUCGGCCCUGACCAUCACUGUGAACCCCAUGGAGACGUACGAGGACCAACACAGCAGCGAGGAGGAGGAAGAGGAGGAGGAGGAAGAGAGUGAGGACGGCGAGGAGGAGGACGACAUCACCAGUGCCGAGUCGGAGAGCAGCGAGGAGGAGGGUGGGGAGCACGGGGACCCGCAGACCGCGAACAGGCAGCAGCAGCUGGAGUGGGACGACUCCACCCUGAGCUACUGAGCCGCGUGGCUCCCUCCUCCCGUUCUGCUUCACAAGACUCUGCUGUCGCCCGCUCGUCACCCCAGCCCCCAGGGUCCACGAUGUACAAAGUCAUUCUGGCCAGUAGGUCUGCAGACCCGCCCCCUGCCCCUGUCUGCUUGGUGUAGGACCCUAGGCUCCCGCCCUCCCGCCCUCUCCGCCUGGAUCUCUUAAGUUAUGUGAGGAGCGGACUCGUGCUCUCUCGUCACCUUGCUCUGCGUGGCCCCCUCGCGCCUCCAGAAAAGCCGCAGUGACUGGACUCGUUGACAAAAGGUUAAAGUUGCUCGUUCCUACCUGGUAAUCCCUUUCUUUCUUUCUUUUUUUUUUAAGUUUUUAUUUUUUCCGAACUAGUGCAUGUAUAAAAUGCAGAAUGGGGGUUAAUAUGUAGAUGAACUGACUUUUUAAUAUUUUGUAAAUAAAUUGGGAUUCCUUGUGUCCUUUGUACUAGCGUAAUGCAGGACUGGAAUGCAAAGUGAAAUGCGAAACAUUGAGCGCAGGGGGGCCCCCCCCGCGGGCUCCUGCUGCCCUGUCCCUCCCCUCCCCUCCCUGACAAGGAGAAAGGGGCCUGCCCCACUCGCACACCGUGACACUCAGCCUGGACACUCGGCCUCAGGCGUCCUCUGGCGUGUGGCCCCAGCAGUCGAAGGGCAGGGUUUAUGCGCUGCUUCGUGGGAGGGGCUGCAUCCGGGACCCUCUCAGGAGGCUGGCCACAGCCAGGUCUUGUCUUUGGGACUCUGCUCGGUUCUCCUGUGGUAGAGGGGUAGGGGGCUGGGGUCCCUGGCCUCUUGGGCACACAGCUCCUUGUGCAGGCACCCGGACUCCUUGUCCGCAGCCUUGGGGGGCUACACUUAGAUGUACAUUUCCUUGCGGGUGAAAGGACAUAUAGAUGAUACGGAUGGUGGUGCAAACCAUUUGGAGGCAGCAGAACACCUGAGUGAUCCCAUACUCAGGUCUGGGAACAGAGUCCCUGAAGGGACACCCAGGGGCCCAAGGCAAAGAGCUGGAUUUCCCCCAAACACCCAAGCUCUCCUGUCCACCCCCCAUCCCCGGGGUAAAAGCCACUCCCUGGGGGUGAGGUAGGUACCUGUGGCUGGUUGUGCUUGGUGGCUGUGCUUGGUGGCGAGGGAAGGGAGAGGAGUCAUGAGCUAAAACCCCUAAAGCACUUUGUUUUUAAUUUACAUGUAAAAUUUUAGAUUUCUAAAACGGGGGGAAAAUAAUUUUGAAUACUGUUCUGUGAUCAUAACUGCUAGUUUCGAGGACACUGCCCGCUGUCUCUUUGUCGUGUGUGGUCAUCCCCCCGUGUACUGUCGCCGUAGCUGCGGGUAGAUGUGUUAGCUAACGCGCAGACCAGACGUCCUCGCACCGUCUGUAGCCGCCGUGGUCCCACCUUUCCAUUGUGUAUAUUGAUGACAGGUCAGAAAGUGUCUCCACUACAAUAAAGUUCUGGUUCUAACUCCA
This is a messenger RNA of Rhinolophus ferrumequinum (greater horseshoe bat), 4632 nucleotides long. RefSeq names its product calsyntenin 1 (gene CLSTN1). Bases 211 to 3156 code for a protein of 981 amino acids. Gene Ontology annotation, molecular function: amyloid-beta binding; kinesin binding; X11-like protein binding. Gene Ontology annotation, cellular component: cell surface; postsynaptic membrane. Lineage: Eukaryota; Metazoa; Chordata; Mammalia; Chiroptera; Rhinolophidae. Gene Ontology annotation, biological process: positive regulation of synapse assembly; positive regulation of synaptic transmission; homophilic cell-cell adhesion. The transcript is spliced from 19 exons. The record is from RefSeq and is a predicted model, not a curated record.